CUCGCGCCAAGGAUGGGUGGGGGGAGUUGGAGGCGCGCGGGGACGCGAGAGAGGAAGAAGAAGAAAAAAAAAAAAAAAAAAAACCUCAACCAUCAUCAACGCGCUGGCGGUGCGGGGUCACGAACUAUGACCUUUAACAGAAGAAAACCAAAACAAUUAUUUUAUAAAAUAGCAGACAGCUCGAAAUCUGUGACCACCGUUUCCCGGAGACCUCACUAAUGACCUUACAUCAUCAUGACGGCCAACCUGAAUCUGCUCUCUCAGCAGAAAGUGGACUCUGAGCACGAGGCAGAGGUGUCAUCCUCUCCUUCAGACUCAGUGAUGAGUGAGUCUCCGCAGCGCUUUCAGGUCAUCUCCACUGAGCCGGCCGCAACACCACAGCGAAUACAGAUUGUAACUGACCAGCAGACAGGUCAGAAGAUCCAGAUAGUGACAGCGAUGAAGCCGUCCAGUGCUCCCAAACAGCAGUUCAUUCUGACUACGGCUGACAGCUCAGGGGCAGGCAAGGUCAUCCUGGCCUCACCAGACAGCCACAACACUAAGCAGCUCAUCUUCACUGCUGCAGACAGCCUGAUGCCAGGAAGGAUACAGAUCGUCACAGAUCCAGUGUCAAUGGAGCGGUUGUUAGGACAGUCAGGGGACCUGAGCCGACCGCAGCCGGUGGAGUACUGCGUGGUGUGUGGGGACAAGGCUUCAGGGCGUCACUAUGGAGCGGUCAGUUGUGAGGGAUGCAAAGGCUUCUUUAAGCGGAGCGUAAGGAAGAAUCUGACCUACAGCUGCCGCAGUAAACAGGACUGCGUCAUCAACAAACACCACCGCAAUCGCUGCCAGUUCUGUCGGUUGAGGAAAUGCCUUAACAUGGGGAUGAAGACUGACUCUGUGCAAAGUGAGAGAAAGCCCAUCGAUGUAGUGCCCAGAGAGAAGCAUGCCAACUGUGCUGCCUCCACCCAAAAGAUUUACAUUCGCAAGGACCUGAACAGUCCGCUCAUUGCUACGCCAACCUUUAUCUCUGAUACAGAGACCGAUGGCUCCAGAUCCAGCCUGCUGGACCAGGGCAUGCUGGUUAAUAUCCAGCAGCCGGUCAUCCAGAGUGAUGGAACUUUGCUGCUGGCCACUGACUCAAAGAUGGAGUCUGGGCAGGGGGACUUGGGGACACUUGCCAAUGUGGUGACUUCACUGGCCAACCUGAGUGACUCACUGAGAGAGAAUCUAAACAAUGGUGAUACCUCAGACAGCCAACAAGAGGAGCAAUCUGCCAGCGAGAUAACACGUGCCUUUGACACCCUGGCCAAGGUUUUCCACCCACCUGAAGUAGGGGUCGGACAGAGUCUGGCAGAAAAGCCGCAUUGUGUUGGUGGAACAACCAUCCAGCUGAUUGGUCGAGACCAGGAGACGCCAAUCAUUGAGGUGGAAGGACCACUGCUCACAGACAGCCAUGUCGGCUUUAAGCUGACCAUGCCCAGCCCCAUGCCUGAGUAUCUGAACGUACACUACAUCUGUGAGUCAGCAUCCAGGCUUCUCUUUCUCUCCAUGCACUGGGCGCGCUCCAUCCCUGCCUUCUCGGCUCUUGGUCAGGAGGCGAACACCAGUUUGGUGCGAGCUUGCUGGAAUGAGCUGUUCACUCUGGGUCUCUCUCAGUGCGCUCAUGUGAUGAACCUGUCGACCAUCCUCGCUGCCAUCAUCAACCACCUUCAAAGCAGCAUCCAGGAUGACAAGCUGUCGGGGGAGCGGGUGAAGCAGGUGAUGGAGCACAUUUGGAAGUUCCAGGAGUUCUGUAACAGCAUGACGAGGCUGGAGACUGACAGCUACGAAUACGCCUACCUGAAAGCUAUAGUGUUGUUCAGCCCUGAUCACCCCGGUGUGGAGAGUGGUGGGCAGAUUGAGAAGUUCCAGGAGAAAGCCUUGAUGGAGCUGCAGGACUACGUGCAGAAAACUUACCCAGAUGACACCUACAGGUUGACCCGUAUCCUGACUCGUCUCCCAGCCCUGCGCCUCAUGAACUCGAGCAUCACAGAGGAGCUCUUCUUCACUGGCUUGAUAGGUAACGUCUCUAUUGACAGCAUCAUUCCAUACAUCCUCAAGAUGGAGACGGCUGAGUAUAACAGCCAGGACUCAGACACUGUAGAGUGACACGUCAUCACUCCAGCCCCGAGAACUGUCGAAUAAAGAUUAGCGAGUCUCCACAUCAGGUACUCUUUUUUUUUUUUUUUGUCUGUUGUGGGGUUUACCAUUAAACCCCAGUGAGAAAUUUACAGCGGCCCUUUGUCUCCUAACGAUGCACGGCGCAGUCAUUCAGGAAUCCACGGUCUGUUAAGAUUAUCUGGGACUGGAAAACCAGGAUGACGCUUGGAGUGUUUGAUGGAGCUGACACAGUGCGCUAAUCUUAAAUUUCUGGAUCUAAACUCAGAAUGGAAAAGGAAUCCUCUGCAGCGGCGACUGUGCUCAUCUCCUUUAACGUCUUUAUGGCACUUCAAGCUAAUUACAUACGAACUUUGACCGAAGCCUUUCACAUUAUUUUAGUCUUAUCUAAGCCUUACCAUGCUGUCAUGUUGAUCACAUGCAUAAGUUAGCUUUAGCUUACAGAUAACACAUGGGCUGUAUCAGUGAGCUUAAACUUAAAACUUACAUGUGGAAGUGGAAUUUCACCCAUUUAAGAACCUAAAUACUAAAGUAAAUCUGAGUACUUACUUUAGACUUUGAAGCUGUAAAGUUUAUGUUGGUAUUUGGAAAUAAGGUGCAGUAUUGUGCUAUGAGCUCACUGUGCUGUUAAAUUGAGAAUUCAGACCUUUCUAAACAUAUUGAAGCAUGCUUUGUAAUAAUUUUGUCUCUUUUAAUUUUGAAAUUUACACCAUUUACUAAAAGGUGUGAGACAUUAAUGUACAGUUCUUUACUCUAAAUACAUUUUAAAUAAUAGUUGGAAUGAAAACUCCAAUCAGGUACAAAAACUAACUCAAACCUCAAUUAAUUAAUCCAUAAUCUAUAUUCAUAUGCUUUCAUGACAUUUAUAUACCACACAGUGCAUUACAACAUGACCAAUGUCUGAUUUUAAGUAAUUCCUCUUUUAACUUUCAUUCACAAUGUCGCGUUCGCCAAAUUAGCCAGUUAAACUGACCGUAUGUCUUUUUUUUAUUCUGAACGACGCCUCAGAGAUUUUAGCUUUGAGGGUGUUUUUCUGUUUAGGUGCAAUUAUAUCUGGAUUAUCAUGAAUAUGUUGCUAAUAUAACCUGUGCAAUCACCUCAUCACUUUUCCCUUUACGACAAUCAAUGAAAUGAUACUUCCUUCUGUCCCAUCAGUGAGUGUCAUGACACUUUUCAAUCUGCAUUUUGUAUGUGUAUUUAUUAAUGGAAGCUAUUAUUUUUUUGGAAUAAGAUUGUCUUUAAGAUUUUGGGUUCAAAAAUGUUACUUAUGUGUAGCUAUGCUACUGUUUUUGUACUUGUUUUUGCGUUUGUACUCUGCUAAAUGCACAUCAAUCAGCUUUUGUGGCGUUCCACUGUGUUCAUGCUGACUAAACUUUUGUUUAUGUUUUCUAAAAACUUUCAUUUGUUGUCAAAAAACUUGCUUGUUGCAUACUAAGUGUACUUACAGUACUUUUGGGCAGGUUUCCCUGAUUUAAUAAGAAAAAAGAUUUUGUGGGAAGCCAGUGUCGAGUGUGUCGAUGUCUUAAAGACGACAUGAAGACAUUGGCUGUCCCGUGUUUAUGAUGGUUCAGAAAACGCAUCCACAGCAUCAUGAAUGAUAACGGGAAUGUAAAGAAAUCAACAAGGAUUAUGUCUUGUAAAAUAAAUGUCAAUUGUAAUAUUUGGGGUUUAAAACUCUGAUCGACUGUUUGUAAAGGCACUGUUGUGAAAUGACCUUUAUACAUGUAGUUUCAUUAAAAUGAGUGCAUGUUGUUUUUAAGCUGGGUUUUAUAAUCUUGUGGCUGUCUGCCCUAAUAAGGAGCAUUGUUAUAAAUUUUAUAGUGCAUUGCAGUGCAUGAAGAAGUUGCUUAAGUGCAUUUUAUUAAAUGCUGUAUAAAAAAAAAUGUUAAUUUAAAUGUUGUGGCUUUAAAAUAUUCACCAUGAGCAGCUCCCACAUUAACAGGUAUUAUAAUGGAUUUUUUUUUCAGCUCUGUGGUUUGAGUAUCUUAUGGUUAAACUUUUAUACUCUGUAACUGUACUUUGUUUUUCUGCUCAUGUAAAAGGUAUUUCUUCAACACUGAGAUCGAAAAACAUUCAUGUUUUGCUCAAGUUUGUCACAACCCCACAUUUCUACCUCACACCAAUGAAGAUAUAAAACAAAUGUAUUAAUGACUGAGCUCAUGUAUCAGCAUUCCAGUCUCUGAGGCUGACCUCUCUGAAGCCACACCCUAUAAAAUAAAUAAACAAUCAAUUAUGAAA
Molecule: messenger RNA, 4377 nt
Organism: Plectropomus leopardus (leopard coralgrouper)
Lineage: Eukaryota; Metazoa; Chordata; Actinopteri; Perciformes; Serranidae
Gene: nr2c2
Product: nuclear receptor subfamily 2, group C, member 2
Biological process (GO): regulation of DNA-templated transcription
Molecular function (GO): zinc ion binding; DNA-binding transcription factor activity; sequence-specific DNA binding
Source: RefSeq, a predicted model, not a curated record